AUGGUCAUUGUUCGCUGCCUCAUUGUUGUUGCUGCCAGUCUGAGCUGGCCUUUACAUCAAUUGGACUCAAAAGCCGACUAUUCCUUGUUCAUAAAAAAUGACGGUACAUAUCUCACUAUCCUAUUUAUCUAUGUGGAUGCCAUUUUAAUAACCGGAAACAACAUUGAAUCUAUCAAAGCUUUAAAGCAGUUUCUUUAUACUCGUUUCCUCAUCAAAGACCUUGGUGAUCUGAAAUUCUUCUUAGGCAUUGAAAUAGCACGUUCCAAGAAAGGAAUUUACAUUUCCCAGCGCAAAUAUGAUUUGGAAAUUAUCAAAGACAGUGGAUACCUGGGUGCUAAGCCGGUUGAAUUUCCUAUGGAAGAAUGCAAACUUUCAGAUAAAGGAGAAUUGCUUAAAAAUCCUUGUGCAUACCAACGUCUAGAUGGUCGAUUGAUUUACUUAACCAUCACUAAACCUGAUAUCACAUAUUCAGUUCACAUUCUCAGCCGAUUCAUGCAUGAACCACGUCAACCUCACAUGGCUACUGCUCUUCGAGUUGUUCACUAUUUAAAAUCAGCUUCUGGUCAAGGUUUGCUUCUUCAUUCCAAUAACCCGUUACAUUUAAAGGCAUUUUGUGACUCUGAUUGGGCGGGUUGUCCUAUCACUCGCCGUUCCACCACUAGGUAUUGUGUAUUCCUUGGAAAUUCCUUAAUUUCAUGGAGAACCAAGAGGCAAAAGACAGUUUCUUUAUCAAGUGUGGAAGCUGAAUACAUAGCAAUGACAGAUCCUAUUACUCUUUUUUGUGAUAAUCAAGAUGCCUUACAUAUUGCAAAAAAUCAUGUGUUUCAUGAGAGAACUCGGCAUAUUGAAAUGGAUUGCCACUUUAUUCGGGACAAAAUUUUACAAGGUGAAGUUGUUACUCGAUAUGUGAUUUCUUCACAACAAUUAGUAGAUGUGUUUACAAAAGCUUUAGGUAAAGAGAAGUUCAAGCAGCUCAUAUGCAAGUUGGGAGUUAUUGAUAUUCACUCUCCAACUUGA
This is a messenger RNA of Populus trichocarpa (black cottonwood), 1017 nucleotides long. RefSeq lists its product as uncharacterized. The coding region runs from base 1 to 1017 and encodes 338 amino acids. The transcript is spliced from 3 exons. The record is from RefSeq and is a predicted model, not a curated record. NCBI's taxonomy places the organism in Eukaryota, Viridiplantae, Streptophyta, Magnoliopsida, Malpighiales, Salicaceae.